AUGAGUGGUCUUCUCGAAUCGCUGUUGAUUGAACUUGGACUACGAUCUCAACCUCUGCCACCCCCGCCGGUUAGCCAGCCACAUGACCACCAAGCUGAGUCUCGCCUGAGCGAAGCGCCGGAAGCCACAAUAAGCGAAUGCGAAGAGGAGAGCUUAGAUUCUCGACCGGGCCAAGACUGCAGACAUAAAGCAAACUGCGGAGAUGCGGGGUCCCUGCAUAGCCCUCCCUUCUUCACAACUUUACCCAAAGACAUGGAUGGACGAAACUUGCAGCCGGAGGGCAAUCGAGAAGCCUACUAUGACACACCUGGGUCCAUUCGAAAUGUAGCCGCUGCCACAGAUGACUCGUCCGAUCACACACAUGAAGCUGGCCUCAAUAUGCAGCAGGCCAGUUCUGGGAACACCCAACCUUCACACAUCGAGGCAGUGAAUGCGCAAAAUACGCCAGAAGACAUGACUGCUGCGAUAGCAAUCGAAGGGUCUAGGCGAUCACUGAGCAACGCGUCUGAUCUCAAUGGAGUGGGCCAUUCUUUGCUUCCGGCAGAUGAUGGGAUGGGUGUUCUGAGAAGCAGGAUCAUUGCCAUCAGAAACCUAGAAGUUACCAAUGGCGAAAAAGCGCGAAAAGUUCAUGACUUGAUGACAGAAAGCUACAACUCGUCGCGAGAUCCUUUGAAUGUUUCUUCCACGAGGUUGUUGUCCCCGCCCUCGAGCCCACUACCCACAAGUCCAAAGACUAUGCAGCCGAGUAAUAUGUUUAAAUUAAACCAAACAAACCCAGAUGGAAUUACUCAUUACGAGAGCUCAUUCAAUCUCACGCCCGAAGACUUGCAACCCACCUACGUCCCCAAGACGGAGCCUGAACCACACGAAGGUGAGUUAGGCGAUGAAGAUUUGGAUACGGAAGAUUUGGAAGAGGCCACAAUUGGUUGUGCGCAUUAUCACCGCAAUGUGAAGUUAGAGUGCCAUACUUGCAAGAAGUGGUACACUUGCCGGUUUUGCCAUGAUGAAGUGGAAGACCACGCUCUCAUUCGCCGAGACACAGAGCACAUGCUGUGUAUGCUAUGUGGACAUGCCCAACCUGCAGCACAGGACUGUAGAAAAUGCGGUGAACAGACAGCGCAGUACUAUUGCGAAAUAUGCAAGCUCUGGGACAAUGACAGCAAGAAGAGCAUCUACCACUGUAACGACUGUGGGAUCUGUCGAAUUGGACAGGGUCUAGGGAAGGAUUUCUUCCAUUGCCUGACUUGCUGCGUUUGUUUGCCAAUGUCGAUUGAAAACACUCAUCGCUGCAUUGAAAGAUCCACACAGUGUGAUUGUCCUAUCUGUGGAGACUAUAUGUUCACGUCUCCUGAGACCGUUGUUGUUAUGCGAUGUGGCCACAGCAUUCAUCACAAGUGCUUAUCAGAGUAUUCCAAAAGUUCUUUCCGCUGUCCAAUCUGCAGCAAGACAAUAACCAACAUGGAAGCCACUUUCCGAAAUCUGGAUCGCACCAUUGAGAGUCAACCUAUGCCUGCAGAAUUCAAGGAUACAAAAGGUCUUGUUUAUUGCAAUGAUUGUGGUUCAAAAUCAGUUGUUAAGUACCAUUGGUUGGGCUUGAGAUGUGAACUAUGCGAGUCAUAUAACACAGCUCAACUUCGCAUUCUGCAUGGAGACAUGUCAGCUCAGCCCGAGGAAGAUGAUGGUGAGCAUCUUCCAUCUCGACCUCGAUCAUCCUCGGUCAUGGAAAAUGAUGAAUCCAUGUCAUCUUCGCUGGCAGGAUUGAAUGUCGAUCCCGGCUCGGCUCCUCGUUCACGGCUCAGUGUACCAUCAGUGGAACCCGAAAGACAAUUUGCAUCAUACAACAUUACUCGCGGUCGUGCUGUCUCGCCGGUCGUAAGCAACUACUUUGGACUUCCCACUGAGCGUGAGUCUGAGAAGCCUUCAUCAUUGCCAUUUUUUGGAAGCCCAUCAUCGCGCAGUGUCAACGACACCGACUUUGGUGCAUUGAACUUCUUGAGCAAGAAGCUCACUUAUCCAUAUGGGCUGUUUGGAGGCGAGACAAGGGCGACCGAUGACAUAUCAGAAGGUGGUGAGGAAGAGGAAGACGAUGCAGAGUCAUCAGACUCCGCUGAAUCAGCUGGCUCCCGGGGCAAUGAGGAUGAGGAGGAUGAGGACCAUCUCGAUAUUUUUGGCCAUCGAUGA
Messenger RNA from Penicillium antarcticum, 2181 nucleotides. Its product is annotated as RING finger and CHY zinc finger domain-containing protein. The record is from RefSeq and is a predicted model, not a curated record. Lineage: Eukaryota; Fungi; Ascomycota; Eurotiomycetes; Eurotiales; Aspergillaceae. The coding region runs from base 1 to 2181 and encodes 726 amino acids. Gene Ontology annotation, molecular function: zinc ion binding; ubiquitin protein ligase activity. Gene Ontology annotation, biological process: protein ubiquitination; ubiquitin-dependent protein catabolic process. The transcript has 3 exons. Gene Ontology annotation, cellular component: nucleus.